This is a messenger RNA of Aspergillus nidulans FGSC A4, 1554 nucleotides long. Its product is annotated as protein CYP681A1. The coding region runs from base 1 to 1554 and encodes 517 amino acids. The transcript has 2 exons. The record is from RefSeq and is a predicted model, not a curated record. NCBI's taxonomy places the organism in Eukaryota, Fungi, Ascomycota, Eurotiomycetes, Eurotiales, Aspergillaceae. Gene Ontology annotation, biological process: secondary metabolite biosynthetic process. Gene Ontology annotation, molecular function: heme binding; iron ion binding; oxidoreductase activity, acting on paired donors, with incorporation or reduction of molecular oxygen.
AUGAGUUUCCUCGGGCUUCUGCUGUCUGCAGUUUUUCCUGUGGCAAUUUACGGAAUUUUUCUAGUCGUCUAUCGCCUCUACUUUCAUCCUCUGCGUCGUUUCCCCGGCCCCAAGCUCGCCGCCGCGACAUUCUGGUAUGAAGUAUACUACGACUGGUUCAAGGGCCCCUACCCCGGCUCUAGCUGGAACUUGGACCGACUGCAUAAUCAGUAUGGCCCCAUCUUGCGAAAGACGCCCGAUGAGCUUUCCAUCCGCGACCCCGACUACGUAGACGUGUUCUUCGCCGGGGGCCGGCGCGACCGCUAUAGCCGGCAGGGUAAGGAGGCACAAGGCUCAGUGCAGUCAACCCUCCUGGGCAGCGACCACCGGAGACGGCGGGGCGCAUUAACUGGGUUCUUCUCGAAGCGCUCGUUGGAUACCCUCGAGCCGUUUAUCAUGGACAAGGUGGAGCAGCUUUCGGCUAGCGUGGAGGAGAAUUUCCUGAAGACUGGCAAUAUCCUAGAGGCCGGGGUAGCUUUUGGCGCGCUCACACUGGAUACCAUCACGGACUACUGCUUUGAUCAGAGCUUCGGCUGCUUGAGCAAACCAGAUCUGGCACCCGAGUGGCGCAGGACGUUCUGGGAUAUGCUGGAAAGUAUCCCUUUUCUGAAGAACUGGACCUUCUUUGCAGAGAUGUUCUUCUGGGUGCCACAGUGGGUGGUGAAACAUACAAAUCCGGCGAUGGAGCAGUUUUUCAUCAUGCAAGCGGCCAUCAGAGCGAAGGUCGCCCGCGUCACAAUGGAGUGGGAGCAGGACCAGGCGCUCCAGUUACAGGGUAAAGAUCCCUUUAUGAAGGGGAAGAGGAAGAGGACGAUCUUUUACGAUAUUCUCAAUAGCGCUGUGCUUCUUCCGGAAGAUAAAACACCCAAGCGCAUGGCGGAAGAAGCCUUUGGUAUGGUGGUGGCAGGAGGCUAUACAACCGGUAAAGCCAUGGCAAACUUGAUGUAUCAUCUCCACGCCAAUCCGAAGUGGCUAGAGAGGGUUCGGGAGGAGCUGGAUUCGCUCAUGCCGUCCCCAGACCAGCCGGUCAAGUUAUCUGACCUGCAAGCCCUGCCCUAUCUGACUGCCUGUAUUAAAGAGAACCUGCGCAUCAGCAACAUCAUCACAGAUAGUAUCAUGCUGGUCGAGCCAGUCGACACUCUUACCUACAAAGAUUGGGUCAUCCCGCCAAAAACUCCCAUCGGAAUGACCUUGUACCAUAUGCAUAUGGACGAGCAGAUCUAUCCGGAGCCAAAGGCGUUCAAGCCGGAGCGUUGGAUCAAGGGUGCAGAGGCGAAGCACGAUCUCGACAAGUACUUUGCGCCCUUCUCAAAGGGGACUCGCGGCUGUUUGGGGGUUAAUCUGGCAAAUGCGCAGAUGUAUCUUGGCCUAGGCGUCAUUCUUAGACGCUUCGAUUUCCAGCUGUUCGAUGUGGUGAAGGAGCGCGACGUUGACACGGUUCGAGACUGCUUCGUAGGCCUCGAAAGUCCUGAGUCGAAAGGAGUCCGAUUAAGAGUCAUGGAUAAGCGUGAAUAG